Molecule: messenger RNA, 2667 nt
Organism: Coccomyxa subellipsoidea C-169
Lineage: Eukaryota; Viridiplantae; Chlorophyta; Trebouxiophyceae; Coccomyxaceae
Exons: 20
Coding region: 1-2667 (888 amino acids)
Biological process (GO): lipid metabolic process
Source: RefSeq, a predicted model, not a curated record
AUGGAAGGAGACACGGACGUGGCGAGCAGCGAGAAGGAGAAUCUGGGGACCGUUGCCAAUGAAGAGGACCCUGGCAUGCAAGGCAUCAGCGGCCAAGACCAUCCAAUGCCCAAGGCACCUCCUGCUUCCAGUUACAGGCGCUGCCCAGGGGCCCACCCUGGAGCGCAGCAAUCAGGUUGUGACAGGGGGUGGCAACAGCUCCUGCAGUAUCGCGCGGAGCCACACCGGCGCAUCUUGGGCGCGGACAUUGCACACGUCGAGUAUGCCAAGGCCAUCAUCAGCAGCCGGCCUGCUCCCCAGGCUAAGCAGCAGCAUGGCCAUGCCGUGCUGACAUUCCUGUGGAUUGUAGAGGCUGUUGGGAUCGCCAUAAUCGCGCAGCAAUUCGUCCUGAAGCUCAAAGACCAGCCAGAUGGGGCACUUGAGAUUGUCUCAACCCCGGCCAUCAACACGGUGUUUGCUUCGCUGUCCUGGAUCGCUCUCACAACCUGCAUUGCUGUCUAUCUCAUGCGCUGCCGCACAGCCAGAAGACAGGGCAAGCGAUGGAGGCUGAGGAGGAAGAAAUUGGCCAUUCUGCUCUUCACAGAGUUGGUCGCUCAGUGGAUCAACGUCACAUUCUUCCUCAUACCCAACGUGUACCUGCUGGCGCAGCCAUGCGACCUGUUCCAUAACCUUAUCCCCUACUGCGCGAUGAUUCGCUGGACUUGCUGGAACUCAAUCUUCCUCAUAACCAUCAUCCAGGCCCACAACAGCAAGCCCUACUGGAAAGGAGAGGGCGUUCGAGACAUUCCAGACUAUGGCGAAUUUCUGGAGGACUGCCGAUUCCACAGGGAGCGCAUCCGGUGCCCGACUGGCAGCCUCCAACUGGGCAUGACCGUGCUUUGGAUGGUCUGGGCCUUCGUCUACUUUGCGAUGUAUUUCUUCUACAUCAGCCGGGCUGUCUACACGCUGCAGAGGCUGCCCCGGCAGGAGCACAAGCUGGCACACCUCACGCUGCGUGUGCGGCUGCUGGUAGUGGCGCACUACACACUGGGCAUGGGUAUGCUCUGGUACGUGCGGGUGCACGGCUGCCGGUCCUAUCUCUACACCUGGUUUGGCGCGCUGCCACUGCAGGUAGUUGAGACUGCUGCGACGAUCACAUGGUCCUUCUUCACCAUGCCAGCCACCCACCUGGAUGAGGAUGCACCAGCCCUGCAGGUGUGGCUCCAAGAGUUUGCCUGGACUGAGCUUGAGAGAGAGGCCAAGAUUGAGCGCAGAAACAGGGACGGGCCUCAGGGGCGCCAGCUGGCAAAGGAGCCCAUGUUCUGCUUCGAGCAAGCCAUCAACUUGCUCUACUGGUCUUCCCUCGUCUACGACACAGAAGAGAGGGAUUUGGGUUUUCUGUCUCUAGAGAGGGCAAUGGGUCUGUACGGGCUGGAGCAUUCAGAGCUGUUCUGGGACAAAGCCCGCGACACCAAACUGCUCAUGGGCUGGAGCGACAACCGGAUUGUGCUGGCCUUCCGAGGCACCGCAUCACUCUCCAACGUCCUCUCAGACGUGCAGGCCUGCAGGGCGGUGCAUCCGCCCAAGAGGGGCCGGUGGGGCGGGAGGCCGCUGGUGCACAUGGGGUUCCUGCGCAGCUGGACGUCUAAUGGCCUGGACAUCCGCGUCAUUUCCAGGAUACAGGAGAUCAUUCAGCGGCCGGGCUUUAAUUUCUCACUGUCACAUAUUAUUAUUAUUACUAUUAUUAUUAUUAUUAUUAUUAUUAUUAUUAUUAUUAUUAUUAUUAUUAUUAUUAUUAUUACACGCUUUUCCUGCCGAAGGCAAGGUCAUUCGUUGGGAGGAGCUCUGGCGCAGCUGGCAGCGCAUGACAUAGCGCUCGCAUGCCAGGACAGCGGGAAGGAUAUACAAGUUGGAUGUUUUACCUACGGGGCGCCCAGAGUGGGCAAUCGUGCAUUCGUGCGCGAGUUCGACACGGAUGCAGUGGCACGGGCGCCCAAGUUUCUGGGUCUCUACAAGCGCGCCGGGCAGCGAGUGCUGAUCAACAAAAAUGGGGACAUGCUCGUGCGGCCGUCAUUCAUUGAGAACUCGGUUCUGCAAGGGCGCUUUGGUGGCAGUGUGGGGGACCACCUUCUCGGCAGCUACCUGCGCAGCUUCCUCGCUAUUCUGCUAGCUCAGUUCAGCGCCAAGGGCUUCCCGGGAGGCAUGGACGGCGUCGUGCGCCUGGCAGAAAAGAGCCCUCCAAUCCAGGAGCUGCUGUUGGAGGGAGCGGGCAUCUCAGUGGAAGACUUGCGCCGCUUCAGCAGAUGGCACGGCCGAGUGAUCAACCCAAAACUCGCCAGCACGACCGCUGCUCAACUGGUGGCUGCCAUGCAAGCCCGCAGGAGGAAGCGCAUGCGGACGGUCAAGGAGGCGGCGACGAAGGCAGCUGAGGGCGUCACGGCUGAGGACGUCAGUGCCAACACAGAGGCAGCUACGGGGUUGGAGGAGGAAGCUGCAUCCUUAUGGCAGCGCAUGAAGCGGCAUCUGCUCGUCUGGAUGGUGGCUGGCCCCACGCGCGAGGAUUUCACGGGGUUUGUCGGCAGCCGCAGCAUGCCCGUGAGUGAGAGUGACGGAUCGGACACCGCCAUCAGCUUGGGCAUGUCUUCUAUGGGUACGGAUGGCAGCAUGGAUGGCAGGAGUGAUGUCUGA